CACAUGUCACUGGUGUUACAAACGGCAUGAGAGGACACGGACUCGGGAUGCAUCAACGACAUAAUGUUGAAGUACUGACAUUUGCUUAAAAUUGUGUGAUUUUUUAGCCGUACUAGAAGUUGACAAACUUGGAUAAUUCAGCAACUGACAAAACCAUGUUUCGGCAAACGACGGCGGUGCUUCGGAAACUUCGAUACCGAAGUUUCAAUGGACAGCAGCAUUCGUGGAAGCCGAAGAGCACUGCAGCAGCAGAGAGGGCAGUUCAGUACCAACCAGGACAGAAAAUCCACGGUUUUACAGUCAGAGAGGUUGCAGCAGUCCCCGACUUGUUUCUCACAGCAGUAAAGUUGACCCAUGAUAAAACUGGAGCUCAGUACCUCCAUGCAGCCAGAGAUGACUCCAAUAACCUCUUCAGUGUCCAGUUCAGAACGACCCCCAUGGACAGCACAGGGGUCCCACACAUCCUGGAGCACACGGUGUUGUGUGGAUCUGAGAAGUAUCCCUGCAGAGACCCUUUCUUCAAGAUGCUCAACAGGUCCCUGUCCACCUUCAUGAAUGCUUUCACAGCCAGCGACUACACCAUGUAUCCCUUCUUAACCCAAAAUGGGAAGGACUUCCAGAAUCUUCUGUCGGUCUAUCUGGAUGCAGUUUUCUUCCCUUGUUUACGGGAGCAGGAUUUCAGGCAGGAGGGCUGGAGGCUGGAGAAUGAAAACCCCACAGAUCCCAACACCCCUCUGGUGUUUAAAGGAGUGGUGUUCAAUGAAAUGAAGGGGGCUUUUUCGGACAACGAGCGUGUGUACGCCCAGCACCUCCAGAACAAGCUGUAUCCGGACCACACCUACUCUGUGGUGUCAGGAGGAGAGCCUCUCGCCAUCCCAGACCUCACCUGGGAGCAGCUCAGACAAUUCCACGCCACGCAUUAUCACCCCAGCAACGCCAGGUUCUUCACUUACGGAGAUUUGCCUUUGGAGCAGCAUCUGCAGCAGAUUGAAGAGGAAGCUCUUUCAAAGUUUGAGCGCAUCAAUCCAAACACCGAGGUCCCCUCCCAGCCGCACUGGAGCAGCCCUAGAGAGGACCAUGUGACCUGCAGCCCUGACGCUCUGGCUCCAGAUCCAUCCCGGCAGAACACGCUGUGUGUGAGCUACCUGCUGGGAGACAUCACUGACACAUUUGAAGGAUUCACUCUCAGCCUGCUGUCCUCUCUAAUGAUCUCUGGACCAAACUCUCCAUUCUACAAAGCUCUCAUUGAGCCCAAGAUUGGAACCGACUUCUCUUCUGUUGUGGGGUAUGAUGGAAGCACCAAAGAGGCGUCGUUCAGCAUCGGACUGCAGGGGAUGGCUGAGGAGGACACGGAGAGGGUGAAACAAAUCAUUAGCCAAACCAUCGAUGCCAUUAUAGAGAAUGGCUUUGAGGAGGAAAGAAUCGAGGCUCUCCUCCAUAAGAUCGAGAUCCAGAUGAAGCAUCAGUCCACCAACUUCGGUCUGUCUCUGGCCUCAUACAUCGCAUCAUCGUGGAACCAUGAUGGCGACCCCGUGGAGCUGCUACAGAUUAAUGAAAGUGUUGCUCAGUUCAGACAGGCCUUGAAGGAAAACCCUCGCUUCCUCCAGGACAAAGUCAAGCACUACUUUAAGGAGAACACACACAGACUGACCCUGUCCAUGAGCCCUGAUGAGGCCUACAUAGAGAAACAGGCCGAGGCUGAGGAGGAGAAGCUCCAGAAAAAGAUUCAGGCUCUGUCUGACGGUGACAGAAAAGAGAUCUAUGAGAAAGGCCUGGAGCUGCUGGAUGCUCAGAGUAAAACCCAGGACGCCUCCUGUUUGCCUGCGCUCAAAGUGUCCGACAUUGAACCCACCAUACCCAUCACUCCUGUUCAGAUCAGCGCUGCAGGGGGCGUUCCUGUUCAGUACUGUGAGCAGCCCACCAACGGCUUGGUUUACUUCAGGGCCAUGUGCAGUCUCAACACCCUGCCAGAGGAGCUCAGGCUUUAUGUCCCGCUCUUCUGCAGUGUUGUUACCAAGAUGGGCUGUGGAGCUCUGGACUACAAGCAGCAGGCCCAGCAGAUUGAGCUGAGGACAGGGGGCAUGUCCGUCUCCACCCAGGUCAUCCCUGACUCCACCCAGCUGGACGUGUAUGAGCAGGGUGUCCUCCUGUCCUCCUCCUGCCUGGACAGGAACCUCCCUCACAUGUUUCACCUGUGGAGCGACAUAUUCAACAGCCCCCACUUUGAUGACGAGGAGCGCCUCAGAGUGCUGGUGAUGAUGUCAGCGCAGGAGUUAGCCAAUGGGAUCUCCUACUCUGGUCACAUGUAUGCUAUGACCCGUGCAGGCCGUCACCUGACUCCGGCAGGAGACCUCCAGGAGACUUUUGCUGGGAUGGAACAGGUGAAGUUUAUGAAGAGGAUAGCCGAGAUGUCAGACCUCAGCCAAGUCAUCCGAACGCUGCCCAGGAUCAAGAAACACCUUCUCAACCCUGACAACAUGAGGUGUGCAGUCAACACGUCUCCACAGAAAAUGUCCGACGCAGCAGCGCAGUUGGAGAGUUUUAUGAAGGAAGUCGCCGAAAACAGAAAAGAGCGAAAACCUGUCAGAACUCAUAUUAUUGAGAGGCCUUUAGACCCCCUGGAUCAGUCCGGACCGAGUAGGAAACUCAUCUCUGAGUUAAAUUUCCAUCCAUGUCAGAUGAAAACUUUCUUCCAGAUGCCUUUUCCUGUCAACUUUGUCAGUGAGAGUAUUCGCACGGUGCCGUUCUCCCACGAGGACUACGCCAGUUUGUGCAUCUUGGCGAGGAUGAUGACGGCGAAAUUUCUUCAUGGAGAGAUCAGAGAGAAGGGAGGGGCCUACGGGGGCGGGGCCAGGAUGGGAGGAGGCCUCUUCUCCUUUUACUCAUACAGGGACCCGAACUCGGCGCAGACCCUGUCUGCGUUUCGUAAAGGUGUGGACUGGGCCAAGUCGGGACAGUUCACCCAGCAGGACAUCGAUGAAGCCAAACUGUCAGUGUUCUCAGCCGUCGACUCACCUGUGGCCCCCGCAGACAAAGGAAUGGGUCGCUUCCUCAGCGGAGUCACAGAUGAGAUGAAGCAGAAUCACAGAGAAAGGCUCUUCGCCGUCACUCACAAAGACCUGGUGGGAGUGGCCGAAAGGUAUCUCGGUGUCGGCCAGAGGACGUGCGGCGUUGCUAUCCUGGGCCCAGAAAAUGAGACGAUUAAGAAAGACCCCUCGUGGAUUGUAAAAUAAUCCAAUCAGUAGGUAACAUGAACUGAAAACCCAAAAGCAAGAAGAGCUGGAGUUUCUUUAUGCUCCGUUAUGUACAUAUUUAUGACACUGUGAUUAUUACAUUAUCAAACUGAAGUACAAAACCUGAGUCGGCUCUUUUUUUAGUGAUUGUUUUGUGAAGUCGACAGCACUUGACUAGCAAUAAUGAAUGUAAAAAUUGUAGUGUAAACUAAGACUGAUACCACUUUCAUGUCUGCCCCCAACAGCCAGUUAAAGACAGGAAACCGCUAGUCUGGCUCUGUCCAAAGGUAACAAAAUGCUACCAGCACCUCUCUGGAUGGCAUUUGUUUACUCUGUUCAGAAACCAUGUUGUUUUAAGACUCCAGAAGUCACUGCACCUGGUCAGGUAAUAAUCCAGCACAGAACACCCCAUAAAAACCACAAUGUGGUGUUUUUGCAGUAGAUUGGCAGGUGGAUUUUAUGACCUGUGGGUCGAGUCUUUAUGCUAAGCUAACCACCUGCUACCAGUUUACCAUAAAGUCAUGAGAGUGGUAUCAAUCUGAUCUAAUUCUGCAAGAAACUGAUCCCACUAGAUCCAUUUUUUCCUUUACAAAUAGUAUUUUCAAUGCUGUGAGAUAAAUUGCUUUGUGCCGAACUAAGAAAAUUGAAUCUGGAUGAGCCUCAGUCCCGUUUGUUAAUCAAAAGAAGUCACUGACACAUCACAAUGAAACACAUUUCCAUAACUUUCCACACAAUAAAUGCUUUAUUACUCUGUGACAGGACACAUCACGCUGCCAUCACGUAAAGUUAAUGUUGCACACAAGUUUCAGACAUCCUCCACUUCACUGUCAAGCUACAGCAACAGCAGGACCCUACUCACAAACACCACUACGAGAUGCCACAUCCAAAGCCCAGGGUGGGUACAGACAGCAAAGGCAACACCACAACACACACUCACACACACAGCUAGCAGGUGAUAGGACCAGCUCGGCUCACUGCACCUCCCGCAGGUCACGUUUUCAUCUCAAAGUGUUUUACAAUCAAGACGGGAGACGUUUUUUCAAGGUGUGCGAUCCUCCUGCGUGUAAUCUGUCUUUACGAGCAGCUUUAUGGGGAUUAUAUUACUUACGGGACUCAAAGUGCUGAAGAAAAUAACAGAAAUGACACAAGCUUUGAAAGCGUCGCCCCGUUUAGCCUCGCUGUGUUCACACAACACAGAUGUGUACUCAGCUAGGCAGCUUAAAAAAAGCUCGAUAAGCUACAUUUUCAGGACUAAAACGUGAAUACUUAAACAGGACAUAAUGAGGAGUGCUAUAAAUACAAUGUCAGCUCUGCAGGCUGGUUGAAAGUACGUAUUGAGCUUUAUUCCAAACGACUUGCCCUCAAAUUCGUUAUCUAAAACAUAGAUCUCUUCUGAAAAGUGCCGGGACUUAACCAUCAAUAUCUUUUUAAAAUCUACCUUAAUUUAUUUGCAGUCAAUCAGCGGUCGAUCAGUCACUGUGAGGGUAGCUGUCGCUGUUCUGUGAAGCUGUUGGAGUGAAGCUCUCCUCCAGCGGCGGCAGCAGCGCCGGCGGCUCAGAUGGUCGCUGAGGUGUUGCUCUCUUUGGGUCGGAUCCGGGUCACGUGCUCCAGCUGCCCGGAGUCGGACACGUCGUAGCUCGUCUUGUACUUGGCCAGGAUUUUCAUCAGUGGACGCAGCUUCAGCCACCACUGCUCCUUCGGGAUCCUGUGGCUGAGGGGGCAAAACACGAGGUUUUUUUUUAAAUGUAAAAACUACACCCGUCCUGUCACUCACGCUGAAGAUUCACCCCGCCCAGAAGAUUUCAACCUGAGCACAAAUUCAAACAACAGCCAUAAAAAUUAAACAUUAUUUAGAUAUUCAAAUGUUUGAGUUGUCUACAUGUUGUUGCACAUCUGU
Messenger RNA from Chelmon rostratus (copperband butterflyfish), 5130 nucleotides. RefSeq names its product pitrilysin metallopeptidase 1 (gene pitrm1). NCBI's taxonomy places the organism in Eukaryota, Metazoa, Chordata, Actinopteri, Chaetodontiformes, Chaetodontidae. Gene Ontology annotation, cellular component: mitochondrial matrix. Gene Ontology annotation, biological process: protein processing. The record is from RefSeq and is a predicted model, not a curated record. Bases 156 to 3233 code for a protein of 1025 amino acids. The transcript is spliced from 27 exons. Gene Ontology annotation, molecular function: metal ion binding.